AUGUUUUCAGUCAUGUCAAGAAUUCGAGGACGGCAAAGAAGACCCAGAGGUCAAUCGAGCUGGUACGAUAGCUCAAUGUCUGCUUUAGCAGACCAAGAGGAACGAAUAGAGAUCCCUCCGGAAAAAGUGGGACUUGUUAUUGGACGGCAGGGAAGGAGACUGAAGGAAAUCAGAGAAGAAUGUGGCGUUCAAAUAUUCAUCAAAGAUACUCUUGCUCACUUGCGGGGGACAGCAGAGCAGGUUCAAAGAGCCAAAAACAUGAUUGAAGAAAUCCUGAAUACGGUGAGCACAUACAUUAAUUGUACACGUGAAAGAGCAUCGCAGUUUAUACGCACCACACAUGUUUAACCCUCGGAUGUAAACGCAAAUUCAUACCCCCACCGUGGCCUGUACAAGGCGGGGGGUGUUAGAACCCCUCCCCAGAGUUUUUGAUAUGCUGCAAUAUUUCGAAACGAUUUCCACUUCAGUGGAAAGCCUUUGAUCUUAUCUACAAGAUGAAUUAUAUUUUUGGGUGCUGGCGCUGCUGGAGACCUGUGACGUCACCAUCCGCUGCUGAUGUUUUAUCGUUUAGGAAAAAAACUCCAAAAAAACCUCAUAGGGAGGGGAGGGGGCAAACACCUGUCUUGCCGCAAAUCAGCUAGUUGCAAGUUGUGUGAAUACUGGCUACUGAUUGGAUAAAAUUUCGCGGGAGUCACGCCAUACGAGGGAUCUACGUCACUUGCUACAAUACAGGUUUGCCUUGGGUCGGUAAAACGCGCAACAUAUAAAUUUUUUGUUGCAAAAGUAGAACUGCUAUCCGACUUUCUGCAACAACUUUUUGCAACCUGCAACACUGGCCUGAUUUGUUGCAAGACAGGUUGAUUCGUGGGUGGUGGAACAUGCAACAUCGCUAUUCAACUCGUUGCACGUUUUUGCUGCCCGUUUUACAUGACAGUCAGAAUUAUAGAUCCCUCAUGAAGUACUAGGGCAGCUUAAAACUACACUGAAAAUUAAAAAGAUCUGUUUCAGCCCCAAAGUGUCAAUUCAGCCCUGCAGGCCAAAGUCUGAUUCAGCCCUUCCUGGAGCCAUUUGAGCACAAUCUAGGCCAAAAAGGCUAAAUCAAAAGGUUAUUCCAGCCCACGGUAGGGCCCAUUUCAGCCCUGGGACCAAAUCAGCCCUAGCUAAUUGGACUGUAUUUGCCCUGAUUUAAGGGAGCCAAAUUAGACUCAUCAGAUUAGGACUCACCGAAAUGGCCCUAUUUUUAGGGCUAAAACAAAUCUUUCUGAUUUACAGUGUACAAGACAUGUAGACCGCGAACAUACAUGCCCUCUACAGAAAUAUCCAAGGGAAGGGAUUGACGAGUUAGAGUGCAGAAAGGAUAGAAAAAUAUAUCUAUCAUCUUAGGUAUCAAAAAUGGCCUUAAAGUGAAAUGUUUCGAAAAGACGUGACUUAAGGCUAUCAUUUUAAUUUAUUAAACGUUACACGAAAAUGGAAAGAGGCGAUUUAUUUAUAUUAAAUUAUUAUGUUAAAUGGGUAACAUGCAUUUUUAGGUAACUGAGGUGUACGAGGGGAGUACCGUUUCUGUCAAAAGGAAUGGACCUCGGGGCCAAAUCUCCCCGUAUAAAACUUUGUCGAGUAGAACUCCCACCCCGGAAUCGACCUCGUUUUAUUGCGUGUUCUCACUGGAAUGAAGAGAAGGUCUAUUAGGAAAGGAUGAUACUUCCAAGCCACCUUCAGGGUACCUACUGUUUGCGUGCUUUUCGCAGUUCAUCUUCAUGAAUUAUUAGAAUUAAGAAAACACGGAUUUUCUUUUAUAUUUCUGACAGAACAAUCGAGAAGAAGGUACUAGCUUCAAAAAACUGGAGAACUUACUGAUACCUCAACAUGUGAUUGGUAAAGUUCUUGGCAAAGGACGGGAAAGGUUGCGAACUAUCGAAACUACAAUCGGUGUUGAACUUAAAGUUAUCAACGACACCUUCUACAUCAAAGGAGCGACUAAAAAGGAAGAGAAACAAGCGGAACGCCAACUUAAAGAGGCGGCGGUAUGUCUUAAUUCUAAAGUAAUUAAAAAUACGGUAGAAUUGAAAACAAAAACUUGCAACUAGUAGAGAAGCUUCGUAUCGCGUUUUACCACGCACGAAUCAAACCUGUCACUGAAGAGAGGAUAAGUUUCUUUAUCCUCUCUUGAGCCUGUCUUGCAACAAAUCGGGUCGUUGCAGGUUGCGAAAAGUUAUCCAAGCCGUUUCGUCACUCAUCGUCGGUAAGGUAUAUAAUAGUAUAGAUUUAAAAUCAUACAGGGGCACCCAACGACAAUUUUCGGAAAAAUAUCUGUUCGGAAGACGAUUUGAGAUCUAGAAUUUUCGGAACAUUUGUUGUAAAAUUUAUUGCUUGCCUACCUCUCCUAAGAUUUUCGAACAUCUAAAAAAUAGUAUAAUUGCCUAUUUUUAACGGAUUUUUACCCUAAAAAGGUCACCUAGAAUUUUCGGGAGCCUUUUUUCUGGCUGAAAUUUUCGAAAAGGCGAGUUUUGAUCCCUAUAAUUUUCGGAUCACUAGAUUUUCAGCUAGGAAAUCCGAACAGAUGAAAAAUUUUUAGGGGAUAAAAAUAUGCCUUUAUCUACCGUUUAAAUACUAAAAUACGUUUAACAAUGCUAUGUUGGUUUUGAACUAUAUUCUCGUUGGGUGCCCCUGAUCAUAGCUGACAAGCACUAGCAGAAUUGUAACUUUGAGUACAAAUCUAUCUCAACAAUUGACCUUCAAUUUCUAGUUAAUUGUAUGUAAUAUCUUUAGUGUUUUUUGAUCCAUCAGAACCUCGCAUUGAAACAGUUACAGAGGACCACGCGUUGCACGAAGUUUGUUUAUGUAGACAUGGCCCAGCUGACAGAGAAUCAUGAGUUUAAGCUGACCAUUACACCACCGCGCAGAACACAUGUCAGCUUAGGAGAAAAUUCUUACAAACUUGAACUUCUGGAGCAUCCUUUGAAAGAGGUACCUUUUUUAUUGUCAUUAAAUUUGUUAAGUGUAAUAUUUGCACUGCAAGUUAUGGGAGGGAACCGCGACUGCCCGGACAUUCAAACGACACCGGGGGAGGAAGGAGGGGCGAGACUUUGAAGUCACCUCCACUGAACUCCGUUGAACUGGCCAAGACGCCGACAAAAACUUAAGCAAUUCCAAGCAAGGACCGCGAUGAAUCAUGCCACUAGCGCGCAGGCUCGACAUGACAGAAUUUAAGUAAGAUUCUUAUUUCCGUUACGGGCUUAUUAUCAUGUAUCAGAGAAAAUAGUUUAGAUAGCAACCGAAACAGGAGCCAAAAACAUUGUAGAGUUUUAUCCCUUCGCUAUAAUUCGUUACGUACUAUAUCAAACAUGAGACGCAGUGUUUCAUCACCAGAUGAAACACCGAGAAAAGAGUUGAAAAUACGACGCGUACCGGAGUAUUUUUGACGAACUUCGAGGUGUUUCAUCUGGUGAUGAAACACUGUGUCGAAUGUUUGAUAUUUCUUCUCAAACAAAAUCAUUUUUGAAGGAGAAAUUAAGGAUGCAAAAAUGAGCAGUUUUUCAUCCGAUAUCCAAACACUCAUUAAACAUUAAUUUCCUUUGAAUUUUCUUUACGAAUUAUUAAUGAGUUUGAGAAAGUUUGACUAAACAUUUUGCACAACAAACCGUUAUUUCUAGUUAUAAAUAGUUACACACCGAAAAUUUUAAAUAUAGACCAUGAAUUUUAUAUUUGAACAGGAAACAUAUCUUGGAUUUGGAAACGUAGACAGAAUAAAAGAAAAAGUUGUUGAAGUUUUAAGGCAAAUUCAUGGAGAGAAGAGGGAAGAAGAAGUCAUGGUUGACAUGUGGUGUCAUUUUGGUCACGCCUACAUUACCAAGAUUGAUGAGGGUGAGAGUCUAGAACGUUUCUACAAAAAUACAUUUAAAAAACCGCAUCUAGGAACCUGAGGCUUUAAAAACCUGAAAAUUGCCAUUUUAAUGACCAAAAAUAUGAUAACCUGUUAAGCCAAGCAAGGUCAAGCAAGAUCAAGCAGGCUCUUAUAUGUGGGUUACAGUUAAAUCAUGAUAAAGAUCAUUUUUAACCAAGGCCAGAGUUUGCCUCGAGUUUGACAAGAUUGCAAAUUCACGUUAGAAGAAAACAGCAUUAGAUAUGCACAUUCUGUAAUAACCUCUGUUAGGCUAAUCACGAUAAAAACAGUUGUAAAUAAAUAAAUAAAUACAAAUAAAUAAAAACUGAGUUGGAGGUAGCACACCCAUAAAGUAGUUCUUCGUGUACCUGAUUUAUGGUCAAAUUGGAAUUUGGAAUUGUUGGUUUUUGAGGAGAGGGGAAAACCGGAGUACUCGGAGAAAAAGGUCUGGAAGCAAAGGAGAGAACCAACAACAAACUCAACCCACAUAUGGCGUUGACGCCGAGAUUUGAACCCGGGCCACAGUGGUGGGAGGCAAGCGCUCUCACCACUGCGCCAUUCCUUGCUCCCAUUUUUGAAUGCAACUGCAAACCCAAGUUUGUUUAUUCUUCUGAUGAUCAACAACUAUAUCUCCUUCGUAGAAAAGACGAACCUAAUUAAGAGCCUACUUAGCUCAAGUUGUCAAUUACUAUCCCAAAGGUUCAUAAGCCCCGUGCCAAUAAACUGACGCAACAUUGUUGGCCAAUGGAUGUUACAUGUUACGUCCAUUUGCACACCCUGUUGCAUGUUGUUGCGUACGCGUGUUGUUGGGACCGGAGUAUUUGCGCAAAGUUUGAAACCGGUCAAACUUUCUUUGAAAUUCGUGAUCGCUGAAGCGUAGGGCAACAUUGUUGGAUCCGUUUGUACAGCUUUCCCAACAUUCUUGAGGCCUCGCACGCGUAUUAGGUGUAGUUUACAAAGUCUCAUGGGCUGCAUCCUUCCCACGAUACACUGAAGGUUCCAGCAUUGUUAGGAAUUGUUGCAUCCGUUUGCGCACCACUGCCAACACGGACGUAACAACUCCCAACAUUGUUGGCCCAACAGUGUUGGAGGUUGUCGCAUCCGUUUGCACGUAGCUUUACAAACGGAUUUUUACUGCGAUGGUUGACGAUGACUGAAACACUUUUUUGUUUCUUUUACAGACGAAUUAGAGGAAACAUUUACGCUGAAGGAAGUACAAGAAAAACUUGAGAUUGAAACUAGCAGAACUUGGAAGUCCCUUUUCAUCGAGGGCGUUGAGGACAUGGAGGUUGAAGGAGUUGAAAAGCAUCUCCCAUCUAAAGCUUCAAAAGAGGACAUUAGACAUGAUUUCACCUUUUAUACCCCUUCCUGUAGGGAUGUUCGUGUUAAGGUAUUGCAUGGUUUCUAAUAUCUAGCAGUCGAUUGAUGGAAGUAGGUUAGUGAUACGGUGGCUCCAUUUUAUAUAUGUUAAUACGUUUACCGCUAAGUCAUGUGAUCUGUCUACCCUCUCAAAAUAAAGAACAUUGUAUUGUAUUGUAGUGGUCUCCAUUAUAGAGCGUUUUCACUCACGUGGCCAGCAUCCAUGCUAAUUUAUUGGAACAGAAGAAAGCAUUUACAUGAGAAAAGAGUUAAACUCCCAGAGGAUUUUCUGGGUUCACCAACAUGGCCGCCGUUUCAUUGGUUUGGAACAUCAAUAUGGCCGCCGUGACGUAAUGUGAAAACGCUCUAUUUUUAAGUGGUCAAGGAAUCGUUGCGAGACACUUUUACUUCAUUUAAGGGAAGGGAACAAUGAGAAGGAGAGAGGGAAAAGUAAGAAAUUCCCGCGCACAUCUUCCAUGCGCUUCCCUCGUUGACUAUAAACGAGGAAACAAAACCUGGAAACGCCUGGGGAAAGUUCAGCCCCGUUUAUAUAGUCAUUGUCUCAUAAGGUCUCUUUCGAGUCUCUUAGUUUCGACCAGAGACGUUUAAGAAUCUUCCUCUUAGAGUACCGCAUUUUUCAUGCAGAAAAAAUCUUAUGCUCGUGAAACAACUGCUGAUCUCACUGUCUUGCAGUAUCUCAUUUACAUUUUAACUCUUAUUUUCUGAUUAGUCUACUAAAUAAUACGUUUUUUCUUUGCUGUUUGUGUGAAAAAGGCUUGGCUUAUGGAAACAGAAGGCGAAGCAGCAUCCGCCAUGGCAUUUUCACGCGGGACACCCAUCACUGUAAAGAACAUCCUAACGCGUGUGGUGUCUGAUGAGCGAGGAGACACUUCUGACACGCCAUGUUUUCACAUCUGUUCUCGGUCUCAAAACCGAUUGAACGUGGACAUAUUGAUUCCUUCUAAGGACCUCGAUUGUCGUUUGUCCAUUAAAACAUGUAAGAGAGUCAUUCGCGACUUUAGAAACGAGAAAGAAACUGGAUCGAGAUAACUUUCGCAAAGACUUAUGCGACUGUUAGAAGCUUUGGACUGUUUCUAGGGACAGCGAGAAAAAGUAGACAAUUCACAUAGACCUUUUCAGCAGUAUUUUCUAUUUUUAUUUAUCUGGAUAUUUAAUUAGACACAAUAUCUAUUUUCUUAACAUCGUUUUGCUGCUUUUUUUUUCUGACAAGGCACUAAUUAUGCCCCAAAAACGCCUCAAGACGAAGAAGAAGACAAAAUCUUAGAAGAUUACCUAAUGGGAAUGAAGAUCGAGGGUGGCCAAUUAAGCCUGCGGCCAGCUUCAGAGCUCCAGGAAGGGUUUGACCUGUUUUACAAGCGUCGUAGUCUGCGAAAGACUUAUCAGUAUGAAAUGGACGGGGAACAGUUUAGCUUGACUGUUUGUAAAGAUCAAGCAACAAAUGUUUGCCCUUAUAAGCCUGACGCUAGCAACAUCGACGAAAUUCCCGCAAAGGUUAGCUACGUUUUUCAUCUUUGGUGAAUAAGCUUCGUAAUGGACUAGUCAACUCUCUGAAAAUCAGCGGCGUAGCCAGAAUUUUUCUAGAGGUACGCAAAACGUUUCCACAUCUUCCUGCCUCCCCCUCCCCUCAACAACAACGUUUUCAUGCUCUAUACAUUCAGCUUGCCGCUAGCCUGUGUACAGACGUCCCCCCUCCCUCAGAAAAAAAUACACAGGCACACAUAGGCUAGCUUGCCGCUAUCUGCGCGCUUUUUCCCGCCUUUUUCUCUAAACUGUAUCGUCCCACCUAUGAACCACGCGUCGCUUCUCUGGAAAGUGACCACGUCCGUUGUUUUAGAAAAAAUAUUAUUUAAGAAACAACCAGAGUCAAAUGAGUUGAGGAAAAUUGCGCUUUUUAAAUUUAUUUCCUAUUUGAGAUAAUUGGAUUUGUCAUUUUAUUUUAUCUCAUGUUAUUCUCUUACCCUCGAGACUUUUUCAGUUAAGCACGUGUGUACAAUGCUUCCAGGAAGCUACGCCCCUGAAAAUCAGGACUCCUUUAACAGAGCUUAGAGUGUCAUCACUUGCACCAAAAGCCUUUUCAGACCAGGUUAAUCGAAUUUCAAGCCUACAAGUGAAGUCCCGCUCAGCCAUGGUUCAAUGAACCAGGGUUUGCUUGAGUCAAAUCAGCCUUAUUUAUUGUAAAUUGCCAAACCUGACUCAAGCCAGGCUGAAAGAUUGGAUAAACUAUAAGCUUAAAAACAGGCUUGACAUCGACUGUAUGAAUAUUAGCCGUACAUCCCUAGCUAGUUAGUGGAUCUUGGAUGAAUUUCCUUGGGCCUUCCUUGACUCUCUGGACUCUCAGUUUAAAGAAAAUGAAGGGGACGUGACAAAAGAAACACUGUCGGGACCAUGGUUUUGGUGCUUUUCUCUCAAAAGAUCUCUGUAUAUAAGGGUGAACCGACUGACCGUCAUCAUAAAGGUGACGUGCCAAAAACUGAGACGACCAACUACAACGACAAUCCAGGGUAAAAAAUAACAAAAGCGAAGAGGUAUAACCUAUGAGGACCACCAACAAAACUCAUAGAUGUCAGGAUCUAAGUGUGCCGGAAAAAUCGACCAAGACUGCCAUAUCAAAUUCUGUUUGAUGUUGAAUUUAUCAGUUUUUUUUUUUUAAAUUAACGAUCGAUGAUGGUGUUUUUGAAAUGUUCAAUUCAAUUCGUCAAUUUGUUAGGGAAUUCGAGUGUACUACAGGAAUCACAGUUGAGAUAAAGGAGUGAACCCUCUGUAAAUCAUGCAGGGACUAAACUUAAGGUCCAAAAAGUUGAUCAUUAUGAAUGUUCAACUAUAGCGAACCUAUUUCAAAUCUCAUUCCUUUGUUCUGUCAUACAUUUUUUUCUUUUUAAAAUUCUCAUCUUGGCCGCUUUUCUGUUUUAAUCCCACUAAUUCACAGUAUUAUUUUCCUGUAUCUAUUAAGAUUAUACUCUUAAUUUGCUAUGUUCGUUUUCUACCAAGUGUUUUGAAAACUUCGACUUUUUGUGUAGGCUGACAUACACCUUCACUGUGAAGAGUGGGAUCGCCUCCUCAAUGAGGGAAACUGGGAACCAGAACAGAUUGCCGACAAGCUACCCGCUUUCCUGAAGUUUUUGAGACAAGUCCAGAGCAGUGUAGCUGUUAGUCACGGCUGAUAUAUUGACAUUUGAGAAUUAAAGAUGGUGAACUAGCCGAACAAGUUGAUGAAUUUAGCACAUAUUCAAGGAUGGUAUGGCCACUGAUAUCAGAUGCUUUUACAGAUAACACAUAUACGUAUAUUUAAGUGAUAUGCAUUGUUGUCUACCAGGACACCUUAAUGCACGCAGAUUGCUCAUUUUUGGAAUCCGGGGAAUAAAUCUUGCGUGUUCCUUUCUUAUUUUCACUCUCAAACAGUUCCCGUAAAUCAAUCGAUCCAGUUUUGCCCCCACGAAGAGAGUUUUAUAACCUUUUAAAAGAUUGACUGAAUGUGUUUCUUUUUUUUUUUUGAUGUCGUAAGUUGUUAAAAUAAGUUGGGCUACUUUGUAUAACAUAGAACGCCACGAAUUUCCUAGAUUCUUCUUUGUUCUUAGCCUUGCAUUAGGUAGUGGAAUGAUGUCUCAUGAUAAGCAUUUGACACGUAAAGGCUAAAUGUCAUUCUUGACCGAAAAGCCAGUCCAGUUAUCAUAGCUAUAUAUCAGCUGUAUUGGUCUUGUUUUUUUAGUGCGACAGUACGUUCCAGCAUGAAUAAGGAAGUAUCCCUCACCCCAUCCCCCGGUUCCGCCUAACACAUACGUAUCAAGAGAAUUUGAG
Molecule: messenger RNA, 9055 nt
Organism: Porites lobata
Lineage: Eukaryota; Metazoa; Cnidaria; Anthozoa; Scleractinia; Poritidae
Source: the annotation of a GenBank genome assembly